Pogoniulus pusillus (Red-fronted tinkerbird) is the source of this 761-nucleotide messenger RNA. RefSeq names its product receptor accessory protein 6 (gene REEP6). The transcript has 5 exons. Bases 93 to 656 code for a protein of 187 amino acids. The record is from RefSeq and is a predicted model, not a curated record. NCBI's taxonomy places the organism in Eukaryota, Metazoa, Chordata, Aves, Piciformes, Lybiidae.
UUGGAGGCGGUUGCGGAGCGGGCCCGGGCCGGGGGGGGCUGCUCUGACUGGGGCUGUUUGCCGCCGCCGCCGCCGCCGCCGCCAGCACCGCCAUGGGCACGGUGCAGCAGCGCCUGCAGCGCUUCCUCCAGCGCCCCGGGCCGAUCGGGGACCUGCUGGGGCGGCUGGAAGCCCGCACCGGUAUCGACCGGCUCUACCUGGCCACAGGCUCUGUGGCAUUCCUGGGGCUGUACCUCAUGUUUGGCUACGGAGCCUCACUCCUCUGCAACCUCAUCGGCUUCGCCUACCCUGCCUACAGCUCCAUCAAAGCCAUUGAGAGCUCCAGCAAGGAGGACGACACCACCUGGCUCACCUACUGGGUGGUGUAUGGAGUCUUCAGCAUAGCAGAGUCCUUCUCUGACCUCUUCCUCUACUGGUUCCCCUUCUACUACGUCGGGAAGUGCCUGUUCCUGGUGUGGUGCAUGGCUCCAGUGUCCUGGAAUGGCUCACAGGUGCUCUACCAGAACCUCCUCCGUCCCUGCUUCCUCAAGCACCACCAGGCUGUGGACAAGGUCCUGGGCAGCCUUGGCACCAAGGCCCUGGAUGCAGCUUCCACUGUCACCAGAGAAGCCUCCAGAGCAGCUCUGAACGUGGUGCAUGAAGCAAAGAAGGACUGAAAGGAGCCUCCGGCGGCCCCGGUACCGGCACUGCGGCCCUGAGCCUGGGGCCUGGAUCCCCCUGGGCCCCACCGCUGCUACCCCCAAUAAACUCCCGCGACGCUC